AUGUCUAGCCAAUCAAACAUGUCUGACUCACAGGAUACUUCGAGUAGCGGGUCAGCUUUUAGGGGGGAUGAUAGGGAUGCUGAUGUAGUGGAUGAGAUGUAUGAGGUAGCCAAGCAGAUAGGCGAGGAUAUGCUCGUCGGUCUUGGAGGAAACUUCGAGUAUCACAGAGCUAGGGGAAGAGCGGAAAGUGAGGAAGUGGAGAGUGCCGAGCAAAGUGGUGAAAACAGCGAACAAUGA
Prunus armeniaca (apricot) is the source of this 237-nucleotide messenger RNA. The record is from the annotation of a GenBank genome assembly. NCBI's taxonomy places the organism in Eukaryota, Viridiplantae, Streptophyta, Magnoliopsida, Rosales, Rosaceae.